This is a messenger RNA of Oncorhynchus nerka (sockeye salmon), 6065 nucleotides long. It is a transcript of the gene ap2a1, whose product is annotated as adaptor related protein complex 2 subunit alpha 1. Bases 756 to 3704 code for a protein of 982 amino acids. Gene Ontology annotation, biological process: intracellular protein transport; clathrin-dependent endocytosis. NCBI's taxonomy places the organism in Eukaryota, Metazoa, Chordata, Actinopteri, Salmoniformes, Salmonidae. The record is from RefSeq and is a predicted model, not a curated record. Gene Ontology annotation, molecular function: clathrin-cargo adaptor activity. The transcript is spliced from 22 exons. Gene Ontology annotation, cellular component: AP-2 adaptor complex; membrane coat.
AAGAAGCGCCAGAGUCUGCGCAAAACGAACACGUCUAGUGGUCGCGCUGCUUGUGCUGUCACGAGCCUUGUCCAAGGCUACCGAGUAGCGAAUUGACAUAAAUUAUUGACGACAUCGAAUUCUCUUCGUUUAGCCAUCAGACACACGUCAUUAUUGGUAUAGAUACAUCGUGGAAAUACGAUUGUGUGCUGACUGAUCACGGUCAACUGGUGAUGUUUUCCAACAUUUGAUAUAGCUAGCUAGCCAGCUAACGUAGCUGUUUAGCUAGCUUGCCGUGCGUGACUCACUGACAGUCAAAGAUCAGACCGAGUCGCUAUUUUUUGGUAUUCUGCUUUUACUCUGAUACCUGUAUAUAUACAUUUAAUACAUUUAGCGGGUAAAUAUAGUUAGUUACAACUGAGUGUACUUUAACGGUCAUUUGGUCGUGAACGAAGGGAAGGUUUGAAUGAAUUUGCUAGCCAGCGGAAACGUCGGCUAGUUAACACGGAUACAUUUGGAGUAACCAAUACUGCUAGCCUGCUGAGUUGAUCCACGGCACGGCCAUCCAAACUAGCUAAUCUACAUAGCUAGCAAAUGUGCUAGCAAGCUAUUAUAAACGUGCUGUCUUUGGUAAAACGCCAAGGAAAGAAACUGUUGAGUUGGUUAGCUGGCUAACUAGCUAGGAAACAAGGUAACAUACACUGUACUGAUAGCUGACCGUCGUCAAUUCAUUUUCUACGAGAAAGGCCGGAGUGAGGACAGAGAAACGAGUAAAAAUGCCGGCUGUGUCGAAGGGAGAUGGGAUGCGCGGAUUAGCGGUGUUCAUUUCGGACAUACGGAAUUGCAAGAGCAAGGAGGCGGAGAUCAAGCGGAUCAAUAAGGAGCUGGCCAACAUCCGCUCCAAGUUCAAGGGGGACAAGGCACUGGAUGGCUAUAGUAAGAAGAAGUAUGUCUGCAAGCUGCUCUUCAUCUUCCUGCUGGGACAUGACAUCGAUUUUGGACACAUGGAGGCUGUCAACCUGCUCAGCUCCAACAAGUACACAGAGAAACAGAUCGGCUACCUGUUCAUCUCGGUGCUGGUGAACAGCAACAGCGAGCUGAUCCGCCUCAUCAACAACGCCAUCAAGAACGACCUGUCUAGCCGCAACCCCACCUUCAUGUGCCUGGCCCUGCACUGCAUCGCCAACGUGGGCAGCCGUGAGAUGGCCGAGGCCUUUGCUGGAGAGAUCCCACGCAUUCUGGUGGCCGGGGACACCAUGGACAGUGUGAAGCAGUCUGCUGCCCUGUGUCUUCUGCGUCUGUACAAGGCCUCCCCAGACCUGGUUCUGAUGGGGGAGUGGACCUCCCGAGUGGUGCACCUCCUCAACGACCAGCACAUGGGUGUUGUCACGGCAGCCAUCUCCCUCAUCACCUGUCUCAGCUCGAAGAACCCUGAUGAGUUCAAAACCUGUGUGUCCCUGGCUGUUUCUCGUCUGAGCAGGAUUGUGUCUUCAGCCUCCACUGACCUGCAGGACUACACCUACUACUUUGUCCCGGCCCCGUGGCUGUCCUGUAAACUGCUGCGCCUGCUGCAGUGCUACCCCCCACCAGAGGAUGGCGCCGUGAAGGGCCGCUUGGUGGAGUGUCUGGAGACCAUCCUGAACAAGGCCCAGGAACCACCCAAGUCCAAAAAGGUUCAGCACUCCAACGCCAAGAACGCCAUCCUGUUCGAGGCCAUCUCACUCAUCAUCCACUACGACAGUGAGCCCAACCUGCUGGUGCGUGCCUGUAACCAGCUGGGUCAGUUUCUGCAGCACAGAGAAACCAACCUGCGCUACCUGGCUCUGGAGAGCAUGUGUACCCUGGCCAGCUCCGAGUUCUCCCAUGAGGCCGUCAAGACCCACAUCGAGACCGUCAUCAACGCACUCAAGACUGAAAGGGAUGUGAGUGUUCGCCAGAGGGCUGCUGACCUGCUCUACGCCAUGUGUGACCGUAGCAACGCCAAGCAGAUAGUUGCCGAGAUGCUCAGCUACCUGGAGACAGCCGACUACUCCAUCAGAGAGGAGAUGGUGUUGAAGGUGGCCAUCCUGGCUGAGAAGUAUGCGGUGGACUACUCAUGGUAUGUUGACACCAUCCUUAACCUCAUCCGCAUUGCCGGGGACUACGUCAGUGAGGAGGUGUGGUACCGCGUCAUCCAGAUUGUCAUCAACCGCGACGAUGUGCAGGGCUACGCCGCCAAGACCGUCUUCGAGGCUCUACAGGCCCCAGCCUGUCAUGAGAACAUGGUGAAGGUGGGGGGGUACAUCCUGGGAGAGUUUGGAAACCUCAUUGCCGGGGACCCCCGCUCCAGCCCUCUGGUCCAGUUCAACCUGCUCCACUCUAAGUUCCACCUGUGUUCGGUGCCCACGCGCGCCCUGCUGCUCUCCGCCUACAUCAAGUUCAUCAACCUGUUCCCCGAGACCAAGGCCACGAUCCAGGAGGUGCUUCGCUCCGACAGCCAGAUCAGGAACUCUGACGUGGAGCUGCAGCAAAGGGCCGUGGAGUAUCUCAAGCUCUCCUCCAUCGCCAGCACCGACGUCCUGGCUACUGUGCUGGAGGAGAUGCCUCCCUUCCCAGAGAGGGAGUCAUCCAUCUUGGCCAAGCUGAAGAAGAAGAAGGGUCCUGGUGCCGUGUCGGUAGAGCUGGAGGACGGCAAGGAGAGAGGAGAGCUCAACGGUGGAGGGGACAGGGGGAGUGACGCUGCCAUCGCAGCCUCUAACGCUUCCACCCCAUCCCCUUCAGCGGAUUUGCUUGGCCUUCGUUCGGCCGCUCCCGUUAGUGGGGCCGCUCCCAGUGCAGGCAGCCUAUUGGUUGAUGUGUUUUCAGAGGCUGGGCCUGCUGCCUCCUCUGCCGGCGUGAACGACGACGGCUUCCUGAGCGCUCUUCACGCUCCCGAGGCCUCUGACUCCCCAUUGGUGGAGGGUCCUGGUGACUCGGACUCUGCUCCCCCUUCUGCGGCCUCUGAGGAUCCUGCCCCUCCUCUGCCCGAGUCAGACGAGCUUCUCAACAAAUUUGUGUGUAAGAACAACGGUGUGUUGUUUGAGAACCAGCUGCUUCAGAUCGGCAUCAAGUCUGAGUACCGCCAGAACCUGGGGAGGAUGUAUCUGUUCUAUGGCAAUAAGACCUCGGUGCAGUUUGUCAGCUUUAGCACCACAGUCAGCUGCCCAGGGGAGCUGCAGUCUCAGCUCAACGUGCAGACCAAAACAGUGGAACCCCUAGUGGAGGGAGGAGCACAGGUGCAGCAGGUCAUCAACAUCGAGUGUCUGACUGACUUUAUUGAUGCUCCGCUGCUCAACAUCAAGUUCAGGUAUGGGGGAGCCCUGCAGAACAUUUCUCUCAAGCUGCCUGUCACCAUCAACAAGUUCUUCCAACCCACAGAGAUGGCCGCCGCAGACUUCUUCCAGCGCUGGAAACAACUCAGCCAGCCCCAGCAAGAAGCACAAAAGAUCUUCAAGGCCAGCCAUGGCAUGGACACAGAAGUGCUCAAGGCCAAGUUGCUGGGCCUGGGGACAGCCCUGUUGGAGAAUGUGGAUCCUAACCCAGAGAACUAUGUGUGUGCCGGAGUCAUCCAGACCAAGGCCCAACAGGUCGGCUGCCUGCUGAGACUGGAACCCAAUGCGCAGGCCCAGAUGUACCGGCUGACUCUGCGCAGCAGCAAGGACACUGUCUCCCAGCGUGUCUGUGACCUCCUGGCAGAACAGUUCUAAAACCCUGAGUCUAGAACCCACCCAACGCGACCCAGGCCAUCAUCAUCAUCACGCUCUAGACACCCAACACACCGAGACUAGCGUUUCAACUCCCCCCACCCACUUCAUCCCCCCCCCCCACUCCCCGAUCCUGAGGUUGCCAAGAACAAAGAAUCAACGAGAAGGAAAAAUACCUACAUAAGGGGGGGGGGGAGCAGUCGUUGCCACUUACACGACUGCCCAAUCAUUGACAUUUAUUAUUAUUGUCACGAUUAUAAUUCUGAUUCUUAUUAUUAUUACUGUUUAUUAUCAUCGGCGCUACAAUUCUUUUUUCUUCUUCUGUGUUUACCUGUGAACGUAAGUGUAUGACUGUGUGUGUUUCAGAAUCGUGCUGGUGUGUGUGUCCUGUUUUUCUCCGUCCUGUCUAUUUAAGCCCCGACUGCUCAUGGAUGACAGCUGGUGUGUGUCCGUGCGUGUGUGAUGCAUGGGGAAGGGUGGGAAAUUCUGUGCAUCGAUUCCGCGACAUUUCAACCUUAGACUAUUCCUAGGAGUUGCAUGGGAGGACCAGUUCUACAUACACAUACACACACACGCAUUCAUGUGUAAUACACACCCAGAUACUCUCACAUGUAGGCACAUACAUGCGUAUAUUUGUACAUGCUUAAGUGUCUGUGUAAAGUAUCUGAAUAGGGUCCUCCUUUAGUGGGAGGGAGGGGUAAAACGAAAUCACUAAAGAAAUGUGACUCUUCUAAACCCCCACCUUCACCUUAACCCCAUCUCUUCUCCACCCUCUGCUGUCCCAGACCCCCACCGGUUAUACAUCCCAAGGGCCUCUCAGUAUAAUCCCUGAGAUAUAAUAUUCCAUAAAAUAAUUCCGGCACAUUCCCAAGUCUACAGUUCCCGCUUUAUUCCAGUGGAAAUGGCCAGUGCACUUUAGGUGGUUCCAAGAGACCUCAGUCCAUCAAUACCCCUCACACUUACCCCAUCUUUCUGGCUUGUAACCAUACUUUAUAUAUAAACUCAAAUGAUUCUGUACCUGUUUGUGGAAUAUAUAUAUACUUUAUAUAUAUACUUAUCUAUAUAUAUAUAUAUAUAAAGUGUAAUGAAUUACCCCUUUUUAUCUUUUUUUUUAUUGUCUCAUCUUUCCUUUUAUUAGUAGUGGAGUUAUUGAAGUUUUUGUAUGUUUCUUUAAUGGUGUAAUGUUGUGUUGCUUCUGUUUGUGUGUGUGUGUGUGUGUGUGUGUGUGUGUGUGUAUGUGAAAGGUAGUGUGAGAAAGUAGGGCCAGCAGUGUGUACCCCGAGAAUAGGGUAAAGGGUCAGCUAAAAGGAGAGCGAGAUGGAAGGAGAGUAGCAGGGUAGCUGGUCUUGUUUACAAUGUUAAUCAGACAGCGAUGAGGUUGAUACUUGACUUAAACCUGUCAUAAAUCCUACUUACCACCACAGUCAGUAUGACAACAGAUAAGGAAUUAUAAGAUGUCGUUAAAACUGUUUAUUUCAGAUUAGCAAUGUUUUUUGACACUUGAGGCAGGGAACAUUGGUUGAGAGCUGACAUGGGGUGUUUUACGAUGGCUUAUGAAAUGUUUAUGUCGUGCAUAAGUAAGCAUUGGGCAAGCCCCAUUGAUGGGGAGUUAGAGGGCAGUGGGCCAGUCCGUGUUCACAUGAAGAGUGAAGCGGCAGAGCAGAGGCCUAGUAUUCGUUAUUUUUUAUUUUUCCGUGUUGAAAAGAGGGAUGGGAUUGGAGUGCUGCUUGAUACUGGGAUUGACUGAAAAAAAGAGGAGUACCUCAGAACUUGAUCUCUAAACACGCACAGGCUUGUGUACACACACAUCACAAAUACUUAACUUGUGGUAUUACUUGGGAGAAGAUUGCAAUCUGCAGAUAGAUUGAUUCUAAUCUUUGAAAACACAACCAACAACAAAGGCACUAGACAGCACUUAUCUGUAAACUCACAUUUCAGACACACGCACCCACAUGUCCAUUCUUAGAGAUGAGAGGGAGGAGGAGAGAACUCAAAAGACCAACUGUCAAUCACAACUACCGGGAUCGAGUCAUCAGGGGUGGGCAUUGCGUGUGUGUGUGUUUGAGUGUGUCGGUGUACCACGUGAUAAAAAUAUCCUAAAUUAUCUUUGAGACAUGGUCAUAUUAGUUUCAGCAGGAGUCACUUAUACGUCUAACCCAUGCAGCAUUGGUGGAACAGUCUGAUCAUUGUAGUGGAAACUGUAGAAUCAUUGUGUGUGUGUGUGUGUGUGUGUGCACGUCUAUGCAGUAUCCGCUAGCUAAUGCAGCCCCGUGUAUCGGUGUUAAACCUGUGAGAUACCUGUGUUAGAUUUAAGAUUUACUCUGUACUGAAUAAUGUGAAAGUAAAACUAUGCCAUAUACUCUA